AUGAGCUCUGCUCAGUUUGUCUCGACCCCCUCCCCGUCAUGUUCAAAGGAAACAAGCAACAAAAAGCCAGCGUAAGUAAAUAUUUUUGUUGGCUCGUUUUAUGUUUGUUGUUGGCUUCUAUCGUGCAGAUGUUGCAGGUGUGAUUUGUCUUUUCCUGUCAUUUUUCUGCUUUCAAUCAUUGUUUAAUGCUUAUAUAAAUACCACUUUCAGAGUCAUUCUUUUUUAUUGAGUUUCCACUUGCGACUGUCGUACGGAGUUUAUAUUUUUCGUGUAUUCCGCGUGAAAGAGAAAAACAACUCCAGGCGACAAACUUCCCAAGAGUGUUUUUCCUCCCUUUAUAGAAAUAAGACUACUUCUGUUGUGUUUCUGUGGAGUUUUGACUUGAAUUGCUGAAUAGCUGUCUCAACCCGGCAUUUGUCAAACCUUUCGUUUUCCUCUCCAGUGGCGUGCGUUUAUCAAAACUCCGGAAAACAUUUCGGGACCGAAAUUUUUCUUGUCGGUUUUCUAUUGAACAACUGCACUUACUAGUGCCAAUAUUUUUGUAUUAAAUAUUUUCUUGUAUACAACCAACCUCUUCGGCAUUUUUUCGUAGCUCGAUAGCUCUUUGUCUCUUCCCUUUUCACAACAAAGUUUUAAAAUAGGUCUCACUGUUCCUCACACUUGAAUAUGCUAAAAUUACACAUCAUGCAUGUGUUUUUUAACUUCCUACACAGUUCACACAUUAUAUUUAUUUCUUAGCAUUAUAUUUGUUUCUUACUACCAGUGGGGUUUACCUUUCAUCGUAAGGCGUUUCUUUGUUUUCCUCUAUUAAUAUGAUAGAGUUUUUGUAGAUUGUGUGUUGUUUCUUUCACUACUGUCAUUGAUAGUUUAUUUACUAUGCCACAUUUCGUAUGACAGGAUGUUCUGGACAGAGGAACAUGAUGUCAUUUUAGUCAGAGAAAUGCUAGCGAACAGCCCCUUUGCUGGCACAAAACGUGGGACAGUUCAAAGAGGUCGGAAGUGGAACGAAAUCUCUGAGCGCCUUUUGCAAGUAGAAGCCCCCAAAUUUAAGGUUGACCAGAGAGGUGUUAGAGAAAGGUAUGGUCUACUUGCCAAAGCAUACAGGAGGAAAAUUAGAGAGGAGGAAAGAGCAAGUGGGAUUAGCACCCCAGAAUUGACAGAGGUAGAGCAAGCCCUGGAAGACCUCAUUGUGAGAGAAGAUGAGGCUGAUCGAGACCAACAGGAGACAGCAGCACAAAAGAGGAAGGUAAAGGAAGAUAAGAAAGAUGCUGAGGAAGUGAGAAAGAGGGCAAUGGAGAGGCUGGGAGACAGAAUGAAAAGAAGUGAGAUUGAAGGAAAGGGGAAGAAAAGAAGAUCAAGUGGAAACAACACCCUGGAGUAUCUAAAGGAGAGGAAUGAAAUGUUGGAUGAAUUUAAAAAAGAGGAGCUGGAGCUGAAAAAGCAGGAGUUGCAGCAAGAAGCCAAGAAGAAUGAAGCUAUGAUGAAGUUGAUGAGCCAGCAGCUGGCACAGCAACAGAAGCAAAUUGAUGGAUUCCAGACCAUGAUGAUAACCAUGUUUUCUAAAUUUUUGGAGAAGUGA
Porites evermanni is the source of this 1579-nucleotide messenger RNA. NCBI's taxonomy places the organism in Eukaryota, Metazoa, Cnidaria, Anthozoa, Scleractinia, Poritidae. The record is from the annotation of a GenBank genome assembly.